Messenger RNA from Acanthamoeba castellanii str. Neff, 3078 nucleotides. RefSeq lists its product as uncharacterized. The transcript has 6 exons. The record is from RefSeq and is a predicted model, not a curated record. The coding region runs from base 1 to 3078 and encodes 1025 amino acids. Lineage: Eukaryota; Discosea; Longamoebia; Acanthamoebidae.
AUGCGGGGCAGUAAGACCAAAAAGAGCGCUCCCAUGCUUCCUUCCUCUUCGCCCACCGUUCCCGAGCAGGACUUCAACUCCACUCAUACCAACGUCGCAGCCAUUCGCAUCAUUCGGGAGCUGGCCGGCGAGGUGGUAGACCUGCGGGCUCAGCUGAGCGAGGCGGAGAGCCAGCGUCGGCUGCUAAAGCUCAAGAACGAGCGUAUGGGAGAGCGCCUGCGCAGGCUCAACACCGAGACGGACACCGAACAUGAGGAACGCGAACGCGUCGGCCAGCACACGGAGACCGAGACCGAGGAGGAAAUGCGCGACAGCGGGCUCAGCACCAAGGAGGCCAGCGAGAAAGAGGUCCUGGACGCGAUCGCCUGCGGGGCUAGCAGCGAGGAGGUGCUCGUGGUCAUCAGCAGUCGGGCCAACCCCAUGCUGCUCAUCACCGAGGAGCGGAACGCUCAGCGAAGCAUGAAGAUGCACAAGCGAAAGCCGAAGCGCAAGGAGGACAAGGCGGCCAACGGAGGUGGCACGACCAAGAAGUGCGGCACGCUCAAGAAGAAGCGGAAACUGGGCUACCAGGGCGAUGGCAGCGCACCUACCGAGGAUGACGGGGAGAAGGACGAGCGCGAGCAGCGAGAAAAGGACAACGACAAGGAGCGACAGCAGCAGCUACAAGAGAAGAAGGAGCGAGACGAGCGCCAACAGAGGGAGAAGCAGCGGGGGAAGAAAGAGAGCGACGCUCGCGAGAAGCGGGAGACGGACGAGAGGGAGCGGAAGGAACUGGUCGAAAGGCGCCAGGGGAAGAAGGAGGCCAAGCAAUCGAAGAGGAUCGGUACGAUCAGUAGCGGCAGCACCAUCAGCAUCAGCAGCAACAACAAGAGCAACGAUGCCACCGGUUCCUUCAUAUCGCCGCUCUACGGCGACGCGGGUCUGACGGCGAUGAUGCUGACAAUCGAAGAGGAGCCGAUUGAGGAGCGGAAACAAGGGACGGCAACGAAGAAUGAUGGAAAGGACGAGUCGAAAGAAGUGAAGGCGAAGAAGGUGAAGAAGGCGAAGAAGAAGGAAAAGAAGGAAAAGGAGAAAGGCGAGAAGGGCCACCGACGGAAGAAGAGCAGCGAAGAGGAAAGCACGACAACGAACGACGAGAAGUCAAUCAGGAAGAAGAACAAGAAGAAUAUCAAGGCGGCCAAGAAGGGGUCCAGUGUGAAGAAUGAAACCGAAAGCGAAGAGGACCACAAGGAGAAGCGGAGGAGCAAGAAGAAGAAGAACAAGAAGGAGGGAGAAGCAAUGCCGACGGAAACGACAGCUACGACUACCACCCAGUCUACGGACUCUCCGGCCGCACAGGCGCCACCAGCGGUCAAGGAGAAGCGAAAGAAGGUCAGGAAGGAGCGAAGGGAGAAACGACACCCCCGGCACCGCCGUUCCGCCGAGUACCAACGGGAUCAGCCUCACCAGGACCCCAAUCAUCGCUGGCACAACGGUGUGUCCCCGUACGGUGCCACGCUGGACCCUGCCCAAGCCCGUACGGCCCUGCAGAUGUUGCGGUCGCAGCCAGCCCAGCCGCCGCCGCCGCAGCUGCGGCACCAGCACACCUUCCUGCUGUCGGCCCAACAUCGACAAGAGAGGGAAGUGGCAGAGGCAGCGAAGAAUGCGGCUCUGAGAUCGGCACCGGCCGUAGGCGACCAGCCUCGGUCUCAGCAGCGGCUGUCGUACAAGCAGAAGCAACAGCAGGACGGGGCCAGCAGACGUCAGUCGUCCGAUCCGCUCGCGCCGCAAGCGACGAACGAAACGGGCAGUGGAACGGCCGCGACAGCGCAGACAACGACAGAGAAGAGGGAGGAGAGUGUAAAGGGAAGUGUAAAAGACGAGACGAAGGCGAGAGGGAAGGCGGGCAGCCAGGACAUCAGGAAGUCGUCCACGGACGACACCACGAACGAGACGGCGGCGACUUCGACGACGACCACGACGCCAACCGUUCCGUCGACGCUGAAGACCCUAUCAGCGGGAGGGCCACCACCGCUGGGUGGGCGAAGGCUGAGCUUUGGCGGCAGUCGAUCGGAGGUGUCUAAGGGCAAGGGUCCGAUCGUGCCGUCGGACGAGAACGCGGCGCUCGAGGAGUUCAAGCGGAAGCAGAAGGAGCUGGCCGCCCGUCGGAGGCGUAACUCGGUGAUGUUGAACGGACCGCACGCGGCCGUCCAGUGGCUGCAGGAGCUCUACGGCGAGGACAACUUUGCGGACGCCGAACCCCUGUCCGAUGAGGCGGGUGUAUCGGCGCCGCGGUACUACACUCGGUCGAGGGCGCAGACGUUGGACGACAUCUUCGCCCCAUUCGUCACGCCGGCGAUUGUGGAGGAGGAGGAAGAGUCGCAGACGAGUCGCACCGUGUCCGAGCUGAAGCGGAAGUUCACCGAAUCGGGCUCCACCGUGUUACCCGAUCGACGGCCUUCGUCGCCGACCUCUACCCGCGAUGCCAAGCUGCCCCACAGGUCGGCCGGUAUGACCCAAAGCACCGGCGGACUAUCGAUCCAGUCCGACAAGGCCGCCGUGCGGAAGGGUUUGACCCCAUCGGUCUCGGUCGACUCAACACCAACAGCCAGCAGGCUCAGUCCGCAGCACCGCAACGGCCAUCAGAUGGUGAAGCGAUCGCUUUCGUCGGAGCGGGAGAGUCUAUCGGCCCAGCUGGACCCUCCACGGAUGCCGUCGUGGCUGAACUCCAGCGGCACUGAGAACUUCAGCACGCGGCGCAGUCAGCGGUGUUCGCUCAUCUUUACCACACCACCCGGCUCUCCAGCACCAUCAACACCCUCCUCGCAAUCGCUCGCCGCGCUGCGACCAGUGUCACCGCCGGACAACGCCGCCGCCACCACCAACGGCGUCGCGUCCAGGAAGACCGUGGUCGUCACCCCGCCCGCGACACCAGGCUCGGCUCAGACCACGAACGAACUGCAGCACGUAUUCGAGAGCAUCAUGAUCAAGCGGCGUGGCGGAAGCCUGCGCAGCACGGCCGGGCAGGUGCAGAAGUUCAUCGGCGUGGGCUCCCUGCGCGGGGGUCCUACCAACACGACCACCAAGACCAAGGAGUGA